AAUAUUUUGAGAAUAAUUCCUGCUUGGUGUACAAUUUUCUACCGCGAAACCGCUGGUCGAGAAUGCGAACCAGAAGCAAAUCGAAGCGCCCGAAUUCACCAGAUGAACACGAAGCAAACCAGGGCGACGGCACUGAUGAUAAUGAGACUCUCCCUAAUAUUUCUAGAGAUGCUGUGGGAAAACUUUUGAAAAGGGUUAAGAAAGGGUUUAUCAAAGAGGAUGUCGGUUAUCUGCGUCACUGUGAGCCUGUUUCACCGAUGGAGAGAAGAUCAGAGGAGUUUGAGAGAGGACUUAUCGGUACACCUGGUGGAGAUGAUACACCUCAGCCUGAAUCUCACGGUAGUGAAGCAAUGGAGUGUGUAUCUGACCAUCUAACAGAUGAUGAGGAUUAUGGUUCUGAAUGGGAAGAUGGUUCGCUUCAUACAUUUUCAGAGGAUUUAGUGAAUGGAGUUUCUGUUGAGUUUGAUGUUUUGCCUGGGUCGGCAAAGCGGAAGCUCAUCCGGCGAGCCACUGCAGAAGAAAAGGAACUCGCUGAGCUUGUGCACAAAGCUCAUUUGCUUUGCCUACUGGGAAGGGGAAGGUUGAUUGAUAGUGCUUGUAAUGACCCUCUCAUUCAAGCUUCCCUUCUUUCUCUUGUUCCAAAACAUUUAAUGAAGGUAGCAGAUGCGCCAAAUCUUACUGCUAGAUGUUUGUCCCCCCUUGUCGAUUGGGUCCACAACAAUUUCCGUGUUAGAAGCACAACUUUGGAUGAAAAAUCAUGUGAUUUAGCGAUGACAUCCACGUUGGAAAGCCAAGAGGGGACACCAGAACUGGUUACAGCGUUAUCCGUGGCACUUUUUAGGGCCCUGAAUCUGACCACUAGGUUUGUCUCUAUUUUGGAUGUGGUCUCCUUGAAGCAUGGUGCUGACAAAUCAGAGCAUCAGUUGGAAUUUGGUAGCAAGAGGGAGAGAAAUGUAUUUAACUCUGCAACUCCAAUGGUUGCUGGACCCAGCAAUUCUUCUGCUUCUACUGUCAAAUCGUCUCCUGAUGUUGGGCCGAACUGCAGUCAGACUGCUGGGAGUGGUUCUGGCAGGCGGAAGGCUAAUAAAUCAAGAAAGGGUGGAAUCCAACCUCAAGAUGCUUCAAGUACCGAUAAGCCUAAAGAGAAUGUGUCAGAGUUGUCAGUAUCUGAGACCACAACUGAUACUUCUGAACAGUGCCCCGUGAAGAAUGAGAAAUUGAAAAGGAAAGGAGAUCUGGAAUUUGAGAUGCAGCUGAAAAUGGCACUUGCAGCUACAGCAAUUGGAAGUUCUACCAGUGAUGCUGAGGCGUCUACUGUGGUAGAACCAUCCAGUACAUCUGCGAUUCUCACUCCGCCUCCUAAAAGGAUGAAAAAAAUUAUAAAAGAUGAACCUGAAACAUCCUCGAGUGGAAUAUCUACAGCUAUUGGAUCGAAAAAGGUAGGAGCCCCACUUUAUUGGGCGGAAGUUUUCUGCAGUGGAGAAAACUUGACAGGGAAAUGGGUGCAUGUUGAUGCCAUCAAUGCAGUUAUAGAUGGAGAGGAUAAAGUAGAAGCUGCAGCUGCUGCAUGCAGAAAAUCUUUGAGAUAUGUGGUUGCUUUUGCUGGAAAUGGUGCUAAGGAUGUGACCCGCAGGUAUUGCACAAAAUGGUACAAGGUAGCAUCUCGCAGAAUCAGCUCAACCUGGUGGGAUGCAGUGUUGGCACCUUUAAAGGAGUUGGAGUCAGCAGCUACUGCUGGUAUCAGCAAUUUGGAAUCUGAAGCCUCAGGACUUGAGAAGGUCGAGUCUUCUCGAGUAGCAAAUGCAGAUCAUGGAAGCCUACCUCAUCCAGACGGAAUAGUUGGAACAUCCAGAGAGCUAUGUGACGUAAAAGUUUCAACGUCGCCUAUGAAGAACAAAUGUCCGUCUAACCGGAGCUCCCUAGAAGACAUGGAACUAGAAACUAGAGCACUUACCGAACCCCUUCCUACCAAUCAACAAGCUUACAGAACUCAUCCCUUGUAUGUGAUUGAAAGAUGGCUUAAGAAGCAUGAAAUUUUACACCCCAAGAGGCCUGUCUUGGGGUUUAUUUCUGGCCAUGCUGUAUAUCCACGCGCUUGUGUCCAAACUCUUCAUACUAAGGAUAGAUGGCUGCGCGAAGCGCUGCAAGUGAAGGCUGGUGAAGUUCCUGCUAAGGUACUUAAUCGCUCUUUAAAGUCUAUCAAAGAAGAAGCUCUGGAUGAUAAUAACUAUGCAGCUGUGGAUCAUCUAGAGACUACUACCGCUCUUUACGGGAAGUGGCAGACUGAACCACUGUGUAUUCCUCGAGCUGUUAAUGGGAUUGUGCCAAAGAAUGAGCGUGGUCGAGUGGAUGUCUGGUCUGAGAAAUGCCUCCCACCGGGUACAGUCCAUCUGCGCUUGCCAAGGGUGGCGCAGGUUGCAAAAAGGCUAGAUAUUGACUAUGCUUCUGCUAUGGUUGGAUUCGAGUUCAGAAAUGGCAGGUGUGUUCCUUCAUUCGAGGGUAUCGUGGUUUGUGAGGAGUUCAAGGAUGCUGUUCUAGCGGCAUAUGCAGAAGAAGAAGAGAGAAGAGAGGCCGAUGAGAAGAGAAGGAAAGAGGCACAAGCGCUAUCGAGGUGGUAUCAGCUUCUUUCCUCCAUCAUUACGCGACAGAGAUUGAACACUCUCUACGGAGAUGGAGGAGCAUCAUCGCAGUCCAUCGAUGAGAUCCCAAAACCGAGUGAUAAAUGCCCUAAAACAGCUACAGCAACAGCUACCCAGAAAAGGAAGGCAUCUCCAAUACGACAAGUGAAGACACCCGAGGAGAAACACGAUGUUUCACCCCUGACACCCACAGAAGACCACGAGCACGAGUUUGUAGUGGAAGAGCAGGCAACCAGCGAUGGUCUGAUGCAAAUAAAACGAUGCCAUUGUGGGUUCGUAUUACAGUUUGAGGAGUUGUAGAAAGUUAUUGGCCUCGUGCAAUUUUUCACUGGAUGUGGUUGCUAAUGUUGUAACAGCUGGUGUGCCAAUGCUGAUAUAGUAACAUAAGUAUUCAGAGAUUAUGUAUCUUUUUGGUUUGAUGAUAAGGAGUAGAUGAUUGUGAUUGUGAUUG
This is a messenger RNA of Salvia hispanica, 3090 nucleotides long. It is a transcript of the gene RAD4, whose product is annotated as DNA repair protein Rad4 family. Gene Ontology annotation, molecular function: single-stranded DNA binding; damaged DNA binding. Gene Ontology annotation, biological process: mismatch repair; nucleotide-excision repair. The record is from RefSeq and is a predicted model, not a curated record. Gene Ontology annotation, cellular component: nucleus; XPC complex; nucleotide-excision repair factor 2 complex. Lineage: Eukaryota; Viridiplantae; Streptophyta; Magnoliopsida; Lamiales; Lamiaceae.